ACUCAUAGGCACUAUACAGGGGACCGUUAGCCUAGGGCAUGAUUUCUCCUCUCUUCUUAUUCAUCGUUCACUAUAUAACGCCGCGGAGACGCUGAUCCUGGUUCAUUGCGCCGACAUCUGGAUUUUCUUCAGCAUCGUUUAUCAGCAUUAUAAGAAAAAUGAAAUUAGUGUUCCUCUUAUUGGUCGUAAUUGGCCUAGCUGCUGGCCAAGUUCCAGGUUUCGGAGGAUGUCCCGAAUUUGAUUCUCAACCUGAUUUCGAUAUGAAUAAAUUCUUAGGUACGUGGUAUGAAGCUGAACGAUAUGUGAAUAUUUUUGAAGCAGGAACCAGAUGUGUUAAAACAAAUUACACCAAAGCUGUCGAUGGCAGAUAUUUAGUAGCUAAUGAAAUCAUGAACAGAUUUACAAGUAUCAAGCGAGUCUUGGAAGGAGAAAUUAGAUUAGUUGUUAAAGGAUCAGAAUCAAAAAUGAACGUUAAAUACCCCAAUUUACCGAUUCCUUACGAAUCGCAAUUGAUGGUUUUGGAUACCGAUUACGACUCUUACGCAGUCAUGUGGUCCUGUUCAUCCCUCGGAAUCAUCAACACACAAAACGCUUGGAUCUUGACGAGAGAUAAGCUCGCCCCAGGCACUGUUUUACAAAAAGCCUACGGUGUCCUCGAUAAAUUCAAGCUGAGCCGUACGUUCUUCGUUAAAACCGAUCAGAAUAGCUGCGAAAUCGCCGAAGCUGCUGAUAAUUCCGCUGACAACCAAGCUGGCCACAAUGCUACUCCAAAUGGUAACAAAAAACCACAGAAGCAAAAAGUUGGCCAAAAGAAAGGCGAUCAACAAACCACCGGACGCGAAGAAGUCGUUCAAGAAGACCACGUUGACUCUCACAAAAGCGAAGUACCCGUCGUAGCAAAUGUCGCUGACCAUAAAGUAGUCGCCGAUGAAAAAGUUGUCGAUCACAAAGUCGUCUCUGAACACAAAGUUGUCCCUGCCCCCGUAGUAGUACCUGUUGAUCAAAAAGUAGCUGACCAUAAGGUCGAACCGGUGCCUGUUUCUGUGUAGGUUGAAAAAACAUGGCUUUUAGAUUAUAAGUUGACGAAUGUCAUAAUUCUUCCUCUGGCUUUAAAUUUACAUUGUUACAUUAAUCGUCAUUAUUCAUAGGCACUUCUAUGUUCCGUGUAUUUCGUUACCGCAUUUUAAUAUGCAUUUUUUUUUGUUUUGAAAAAUUGAUACGUCGAUUAACCUAAUCGAUUUGAAUAUUGUCUGAAUAUCAAAAUUUUACUUUUUUUAAUCGAUUAAUGUAACAAUUUGAUCUUUAUUGUGUAGGUAAUCAAAUUUUGAAAAACUUUCAUAAAUCCUUUUUAAAUUAAUUUUUCAAUUUGUAUGUACUUAGACGUAAGUAAUUUAUUGUGUGCUACAUUUUUUUAAAUCAAAUUUUUUUAUUUAUUGUAUUUUGAUUAAAAAUUUCUCAGAAUA
Planococcus citri (citrus mealybug) is the source of this 1463-nucleotide messenger RNA. Its product is annotated as apolipoprotein D-like. Gene Ontology annotation, biological process: response to reactive oxygen species; lipid metabolic process. Gene Ontology annotation, molecular function: pigment binding. Gene Ontology annotation, cellular component: cytoplasm. The transcript is spliced from 6 exons. Bases 159 to 1049 code for a protein of 296 amino acids. Lineage: Eukaryota; Metazoa; Arthropoda; Insecta; Hemiptera; Pseudococcidae. The record is from RefSeq and is a predicted model, not a curated record.